GAGAGAGAGAGAGAGAAGGAGAAGGAGAAAGCAGGAGAAAGCAGGAGAAAGCAGCCGGACAUCUCUGGGGGACUCGACCGAGCUAGACGGUAAUAUUCUCCGCCCUGCGCGACCUUUAUCGAAAGGCGCAGCGUGUGUAAUGACAUUUAUACCCCCAAGUUUGCAUAGUUUUGACGAGGAGCGACCUGGUUCGCCGGUGGGACGAGGCUGAACGUGCCGGCCCGGGGCAGCUGUCAGUUAAAAGCAAGACAAAGCCAAACCUGAGCCCACAUCGCACUCAGCAAGCUAAUGAGAUGCUCAGAAACAACCUGACAGGUGACUUUAAGCAUUCAGACAAACCAGUGUCUUAGGACACACUCCACUCAUCAUCACUGAGCGGCCCAUGCACAUGCACGACACCAUGGGUAGCUCCCCCGAAGUGCUGUCGUGGACUUCCUGCCCCAGUCUGCUGGUGGGCAAGCUGAAGGAGGAGCUCAAACUCACGGUGGUUGGGGACGCAAUGAAGAAAUCAAACUCACCCAGCUCCCAACCCCAGCCUCCUCAGGCUCCUCCUUCUAAUUUAACUCCUCAGAUUAUCACAGACCUGGCCCCGCCAACACACUUGCCUGUUCCCCUGCAGACGCUGCAAACACCCGGCCAGGAUGAGGACUCAGUGCUGGGGGGUAUAAGCCCCCCAAACACGGCCUUGAGCGUGGACUCGAUGCGGAGUGAGGGUGGGCACUUUGACAACAGCGUGCUCCAGCUGCAGGAGCAGGACCAUGAAGAAGCUGGGUCGCCGGCGUCCUGUGAGCACGGCGGGUGUGGCAGUGGAAUGGAGGAGCAGAUGGGAGAAGGGGAGUGUCCCAUGGACCAUGGUGGAGAGGGGAGACAGAGCCACCCACAUCACCCUGACGACAUCAAGCUGCACUUCCAGAGAGCAGGGCCUGGGUCGGGGGGCUUCUUAGAAGGGCUGUUUGGCUGUCUUCGGCCAGUCUGGAACAUCAUCGGGAAGACAUACUCGACAGAAUACAAGCUACAACAGCAAGACAUGUGGGAGGUUCCGUUUGAGGAGAUUUCGGAGCUUCAGUGGCUGGGCAGCGGUGCACAGGGAGCUGUGUUCUUGGGCAAAUUCCGUUCCGAGGAGGUGGCCAUCAAGAAGGUGCGCGAGCAGAAGGAGACCGACAUUAAACACCUGCGAAAACUAAAGCAUCCCAACAUCAUCAGCUUUAAGGGCGUGUGCACUCAGGCGCCGUGCUACUGCAUCAUCAUGGAGUACUGUGCCCAAGGCCAGCUGUACGAGGUGCUGAGGGCGGGGAGGAAAGUGACCCCCAGGCUGCUGGUGGACUGGGCCUCAGGCAUCGCCAGCGGCAUGAACUACCUACACCUGCACAAGAUCAUCCACAGAGAUCUUAAGUCUCCCAAUGUCUUGGUCACCCACAACGACACCGUGAAAAUCUCUGACUUUGGAACGUCCAAAGAGCUCAGUGACAAAAGUACAAAGAUGUCAUUUGCGGGUACGGUGGCCUGGAUGGCACCAGAAGUGAUAAGAAAUGAGCCUGUGUCUGAGAAGGUAGACAUCUGGUCAUUUGGAGUUGUGUUGUGGGAACUACUGACUGGAGAGAUUCCCUACAAAGAUGUAGACUCCUCAGCCAUCAUUUGGGGUGUGGGCAGCAACAGUCUUCACCUUCCUGUCCCCUCCACCUGCCCAGAUGGCUUCAAAAUCCUCAUGAAACAAACUUGGCAAGGCAAGCCCAGGAAUAGGCCUUCGUUUCGUCAGAUUCUCCUACAUCUUGACAUUGCCUCUGCAGAUGUCCUUGGAGCUCCUCAGGAGACCUAUUUCAAGUCUCAGGCAGAAUGGAGGGAGGAAGUGAAGAAACAUUUUGAAAAGAUCAAAAGUGAAGGCACCUGCAUCCACAGGCUGGACGAGGAGCUGAUCCGACGCAGGAGAGAUGAACUCAGGCAUGCACUGGACAUCCGGGAGCACUAUGAGAGGAAAUUGGAGAGAGCCAACAAUCUCUACAUGGAGCUCAGUGCCAUCAUGCUGCAGCUAGAGGUCCGGGAGAAGGAACUAAUGAAUCAUACAACUCCAAAGAAAUUCUGCCAUCCCUGCAGGAGAGAGCAGGCAGUGGAAAAGAAAUAUCCUGGGACCUACAAGCGGCACCUGGUCCGACCCAUCGUCAGGUCCAACGCUGUAGAGAAGCUCAUCAAGAAGAAAGGAAGCAUUUCCCACAAACCUGGGAUGCCCCAAACCAAAAGGCCAGACUUGCUUCGCUCUGAUGGCAUCCCGAGUGUUGACCCUCUCCUCUCCCCCUCACCACUAUCUGCCAGCCCGAAGGUCUCCACGCCUCCUGGUAAAGCCCGCUACCGAAGCAAGCCUCGUCACCGCCGCGCAAACAGCAAAGGAAGCCACAGCGAGUUCCCUGGUGUGCUGAAGCCUGUUGCUGGGGCUCCAGAAGACACCCAGUCUCUCCAGGAGCAGCCGUUCCACCACAGCCACCACCAUCACCAUCACCACCACCACCGCCUACCAAAUGAGGGGCCCUUUCUCCCCUUGAAGGGCCGUGAGGAGGCCGUUGUCAACUGUGCCAACAACCUGCGCUACUUUGGCCCCGCCGCUGCCCUCCGUAGCCCUCAGACAGACCACCUUCAGCGCCACGUUUCCGGCUCCAGCCCCGACCUCAUUUCCACUGCAGUGGAUGCAGACACCCGACAGCGGACUUCAUCCACCAGCUCCAAUCCUGUCCCGGGUGCUGCCGCUGGUCCUUUGUGCCCCUGCUGCCAGGCACACCCGUUCCCUGGUUGCCUACACUGUCAAGACACCCUGCCUGCGUCCAGCCAACCAGAGCUACCCCACUACUCGCUGCUCAGUACCCAAGAAGGGAUCCAGUCUUCUUUAGGGGUGUCCAGCAAAGAUUCAACCUCGGAUGGAGAGUCCACAAAGAAGGCGGAGCCACAGGAGCAGGAGGCAUCCCAGCACACACGCACCCUGCCCACUGCACUGCCCCACACUAUCAGACCACUCAGGAAGGGUGGAGAUGAGUCAUCUGAAGAAGAAGAGGGAGAAGUGGAUAGUGAAGUGGAGUUUCCAAGGAGACAGAGACCUCAUCGCUGUAUGAGCAGCUUCCAGUCCUACUCCACCUUCAGCUCAGAGAACCUGUCGGUGUCCGACGGAGAGGAGGGAAACACCAGCGACCAUUCCCACAGCGGACCCCUGGAGAGGCUGAGCGCCAGUCAGGAGGAGCACCUGGACGAGCUGCUGUCGCACACACCAGACAUCCCCAUCGACAUCUCCACCCAGUCAGACGGCCUCUCUGACAAGGAGUGCGCUGUCCGCAGGGUCAAGACCCAGAUCUCCUUGGGGAAACUGUGCUCCGAUGAACACAGCUAUGAGAAUCCACUACAGUUUGGAGACUCGGACUGUGAAUCGUCAGAAGCAGAGUGCUCCGAUGCCACCAUUAGAAACAACAAAGUCGGGGCACCUUCAUCGUGGUGAAAUCCCGCCCGCCCCAGGGCUCAGUUCUGUUUUUGCCUGGAGGCCAUUGCGUCCCACUCUGCCCUGCAGAAAAUACAGCAAUAAGAGGACAACAUUGUAAACAUAGCUCCCUAUAGCAAAGCCCCAUGCAAUCUCUCCCAGAGCCUCCCCCAACCCUCCCCUUCAUGAGUCCCACUCCCCCUCAUUUCUAGCACAGCACCCAGGCAACCAUGGCAGGGAUUCCCUUUUGAAUGAUAAUGUACAGUAGAUAGUGUAACACUCAUAAUUUAUUUUUGUCUGAGUUUUGAAGGAAAAUUCAGGACCUCUGUAUGUUCUCUGAUCCGAGCAGAGAAAAAAACUGACAUUUUGAAACUGAGCAUGGGCUAACUGUGUGUUAGGGAGAGACUGUGACUGGAUGAAGAUGCAGACGAUGAUGAUGAUGAUGAGAAGGAUCCCGCGCUGAAGUGCUGAUCUAUCUGGGGCUGACAGCUGCGGGAAGUUGGUCUCUCAGGUGACUGAUGCAGACAAGGAGAGUCACUACGAGCCUUUUGAUCUGGCUGAAAUCGCUCUCAGCAUCUUACUGUUUUAGACCCAAAACCCAAACCUACAAGCCCUCUCUCUCUUACUACAGUUGGACCAACCUGCUUUAUCGUGAAUUUACAGUGCAGAGCCCCAGUACCCAGCCUCCUCCACUUCCAUCCCACCCCCAACGGGGAACAGGGAGCUCACGGAAACAGUGUGAACACCAGCAUGAAACAACCUGCCUCGCAACCGGACUUUCUCAUUCCCUAAAACCACACGUGUCUAGUCAUCGGGACCCCUCCCCCACCGAACUGUCCGAGCAUGUCUGUGCAGCUCGCGAAAUGCCAAAGCUGCCGGAAGACUGCAUGAGGUGGACAAGCUAGCAGAGCAACAGAGACGAAGACUCACCUGACAGCUGACGAAAACUUAAAAAAAAAACAAAACAAGAGGCUCUUCCUCUCUGACCCUGCUCGUACUUCUCUCUAAGACACGCCAACGUCAUCGCCAUCAUCAAUCAGAUGUCAUGACCAGAGUAACUGAGGGAGUUAUCAGUGUGUGUAUGUGUGUGAACACAAAGCCCUUUCCUCUCCAUGAGACAUUACAGUUUCAAGUCUCAUCUCAGGAUUGUUUGAGGACUGUGACCAAUUAUUGUAUGUAGGAAUGUUCUUUGAGCGGCACAUGUUAUGGACCAUGCGGGAAUAUUUAAAAAGGUCUUACAGAUAGCCUUGAUGUUCAACCCUUUAUUGCUGGACAUUAAUGUUAUAUAGACACGUAGGGAGUUUUAGUUGCAAUCCAGGUGCAGUAUCCCAUUUCUUGAAAUCACUAGGUGCAGCAUCUCCCAUGUACCAUUUUCUAGCAGGGUAAUUUAUACUGUCUGAAAUGUAAUGUCCAAAAAUUCUAAUUAUUUUUUGUGCUGUAGUGAAUAAAACAGCAAUAACAUAGGUUGGCACUCAGGUGAGAAAGAAGUUGCUUGCUCAGGAUCUGGGGCGUCUAGCUGGCUAGACACAACACAGUGACUGGUGGCUAGAAGGGAGCAUUAAGUGUCAAACAGCUUAUUAUAGAUGCUAUAUUUUUAAAUUGUCCCAUUUUUGUGAAUUCGCCUUUCCAGGGCUCGGCGCUCAGGUUUUAUGUCGGUGAUUGAGAGCAGGAGUGAUGCAUCAACAGCCACUAGAUGGCGACACUUACAGUGACUUACUUUGCCUUGUCUUAUGUAAAUGUCCUGACUCCAUUCCUUUUGUCUACCCAAGGUCAUUUAUCCCAUGUUUCCUGUGACCAUCCAAAUCCCAGAAUGCCAGCAAUAUUACUUUUUUGUCCUGUCAUCUUUGAAAAGGGAUACUGCAUCUGUGGGGGCUUCAUUUUUAUCCAUGUUUGAGUGUUUGUCAAUUAUUUUUGCGGUUGAAAAAUAGCCAGCCAGGGUUGAAUUUUAACGAUAAUGAUGUCAAGAUGUCAGCUCAAGUGUAUGCAGACGGCUGAGAUUCUACAUAAGGAAUACAAGCCAGAGACAAGGCCACAGAGCAAUUAAGCUGCUCUUGGUUUUCAACAACCUCAUCUCAGUGUUAGUUACUCCUGUAUAUAAACAUCUGUAAAUGUAAUGUGACCUGUUUUUGUCCUCUGUCUUUAACGUCUCGCACAGCUCUGACAGAGCCUUGAGCCUCUGUCACUGACGACCAGCCAAGGGGUUGAAAAUGAGCAGGAAAUUCUUUAAUCUGUAUCACAUCAGUAUUGAACACUGCAGGAGGAUGUGAGUCAUGCAAACCGAGUAGCACAAGGUGAAUCUAAAAGUGUAUUGAUGGAUAAUUUACCUUUUUUGCUUGAAAGCUUUGGAAAGGCUCAAAUCUGGUACUGAAAAACGGCUGCUGCCUUUCCCCGAGCCUCCUACUACAACCUUCUUCACUCUGUUUACGUUUGUGUGAAAUAACUAGUGUGUUGUCAUGACUGGGUAAUCCGAUCAAGCUGUUAAUAACAUUGUCUUUCUGGCAUAUAUCCUGUGAAGUAUGAUUGUUGUAAAGGUUUAAUUUAAUUGUGAUUCUUUUUUUUCUUUUUUUCUUUGUAGCUGGCCUACAUGAUUACUGAAUUAAUUUAUUACGAAUAACUGGUAAGGUGCAGUGUUCUUUUUAAUUUCAGGCAGCUUUAGAAAUGUUGUUACCUAUGAUUUCUCCUGAAAAGUAUUAUUUGAAGGAAGCACAAUGAAAUGGUAUGGGAAGAGGACAGUAUUUGUGUGUGAGAACAAAAGCAUUGUCAUAUCAUUGACUCUGCAGGGGACCAUUCAUCAUUUAGAUCAUCACUACAGAUGAAGUAUUGAUUUUGCAGACUUUGCAUCAGUAAUUGGAAACAAGUGUUCCUGAAUCUUUUUUUUUUUUUUUUUUUUUUUUUUUCUCGACAUAGGUUAUAAGGAAUCACUCCUGUUUCCAACCAAAAGCCAGUCAAGUGACUGUCACAACAGGGUAAUUAAGACUUUAAGCCUGGAGGCAGUUGUGAUGCCGAUUUCUGUACAUCUGCAGUGAUCCCUUCCUCUCAUUUUUAAUCACAAUACCAGUUACUUACAUCUGAAUUUCAGUGAAAUCGUCUCUAACUGUGGACAUCAUGUCGCCUCAUCCCAUGUAUCAAACAUUUGCUUCUUUGUUACUCUCAUUUCCAACUCCCUUUCCUGUUGAAUGGCAUUACGAUCAACCAAUUCUGUCAGUUUUCCUGUAUUAUCCAGUGUACAGUGCAGUGGGUAUCUGGGAGAAUAAAAUCAGAGCAAACAACUGCAUGGAAUAAAUGCUGAUGUACUGUACCCAAAAGCAGUGUGGCCUCACUCUUCUGUGACCAAGAAGAUUAUUGCUGGUUUUUAUCAGCUUUUCUCAUAAUUUAUAUUAAUUGAUGGAUGAGUAGACACAAAAAAACACCUCUAAUUUUUUUCCACAUUAUAUUUAUUCAUUCAACUGUCCAGUGAUAUUUUCAGCAAAUGUUAACUGCCUACAUCUGUCUGCUCUUAAUGUCAGGAAUUUGGUGGAGAAACUCUAAAAACCCUUCAUUUCAACAACAGACACAUUUUAACAUAUUCUCUCUAAAAAUAUCAGAAUUAGACAUGAAAACUCUGAGUUACAAGGCUGUUAAUGUAUAUGUGAAAAAAUCUAUUAAUUUAUAUUACCAGUUUAUGUAUACAUUUAUUUUACUGUGUAUACUGAGUAUCUUUUGUACAAAAACAACCUUUGGGAUGAGUAAAGUUCUACCUUAUCUCAUCUUACAAUAAGCUCAAAUAUAGUCACUUCACUGGCCUAAUUAUAAUUAUUAAGACAAAUGUAAACCAAAUAAAGAAAUGAGAAUACCCAAAUAUUAACUACCAGCUGUCACGUACA
This is a messenger RNA of Xiphias gladius (swordfish), 7314 nucleotides long. RefSeq names its product mitogen-activated protein kinase kinase kinase 13 (gene map3k13). Gene Ontology annotation, biological process: protein autophosphorylation; JNK cascade. Lineage: Eukaryota; Metazoa; Chordata; Actinopteri; Istiophoriformes; Xiphiidae. Gene Ontology annotation, molecular function: JUN kinase kinase kinase activity; ATP binding. The record is from RefSeq and is a predicted model, not a curated record. The transcript is spliced from 15 exons. The coding region runs from base 383 to 3472 and encodes 1029 amino acids.